Molecule: messenger RNA, 2459 nt
Organism: Schistosoma rodhaini
Lineage: Eukaryota; Metazoa; Platyhelminthes; Trematoda; Strigeidida; Schistosomatidae
Source: the annotation of a GenBank genome assembly
AGUUCAUUUACUUUACUUCUGGCGCCCUCCUUAUUUUCUUUUGUGUGAAAUUCAUUCACCCAUAUGUCUAGACAGUACUUAUAUUGUAGUUGGCGUCGAUCCAUGGAUCAAAGUACCAACUCUGUAUGCCUAACCCUAGGAAUAGUAUAGGAACUCUUAUAAAUCUGUUUGGGUCAGUAUACGGGUUCGAGAUGGACAAUCUUUAUCCAUUAAGACGGGUAUGUUGUUUUCCUGAUUUUCAACGAGUAACAUGAAGAAGGCAUCAAUAGAUUUACUGAUUGCACGACUUCGGCUCACAGUUUGAAAUAUUGUUACUUACUUUCCCGUAUGCUAUCCAUAUACAAAAGCUAUUUUCUAAGCGAAUAAAGUGUUCGAAAACUCGCUGCUGUUAUCUUAAGCUCGUCCGUAAAUUAAGUUUCUACUAUAAACCUUAUUCAGCCAAAUCCCAGUUUCGAUAGUCAGGAUGUCUUAAUCAUAUGUUUUGUUAUUAGUAAUCGUUGACAGUUAUCAUUAAACGCAGUUGUAUUCUACGUUUUUACUGAACUGUCGGGUGACUUUUUCAUUGUUCUUUUCUAUUCCAGAUUCUCUUGGAAAUAUAACUCUUCAUAAUUCCUCAGCAUACGACGUACUUUCUGGUUAGACGCAAAUCUAUCAAAGACUGAGCGUUACAACUUCACUUAAUAUCAAGUCAACAUGUUCACCAAACUUAAAAGUUUAAACCAUGUUUUGAUAUCCCAAGCGUUUCGGAGAAGCUCUAUCAAAGCACAUACUUUCGACAUAGCGAUUGUUGGAGGUGGAAUUGUGGGUUUAGCAACGGCUCGUGAACUAGCACUUCGGUUUCCGAAAUUUCAGUUUGCACUUCUGGAGAAAGAAGAAGAAUUAGGGAUGCAUCAAUCUGGUCAUAACAGUGGUGUUAUUCAUGCAGGAGUUUACUACACUCCUGGCUCUCUAAAAGCUAAGCUAUGCGUUGAAGGUUUGAAGAAGUCAUAUGAAUACUUUGAAGCAAACAAUGUACCUUACAAGAAAUGUGGAAAAUUAAUCGUUGCAGUUGAUGAACUAGAGCUUCCUCAACUAGAAAAGCUGUACAGUUUUGCCCAGCAAAACGGUGUACCCAAUGUAUCUUGCAUUUCAGGUGACAAGAUAAAAGAAAUCGAGCCUAACUGUGUUGGUUUGAAAGCAAUUCAUUCUCCUGAAACAGGUAUAGUUGAUUGGAGAACAGUAACUUUAUCAUAUGCCGAAAAUUUCGUUGCGUCUGGUGGGAUUAUUUAUGAGUCCUUUAAGGUGGGCGAAAUAUCAGAAACGAGUGAAAAUGUGGAUUACCCUAUUUUGAUCAAGAACGUUAAUAGUGGAUCAAACAAUUCAACUCAUAUUUCACAGGUCACAUGUAAGUAUGUUAUUACUUGUACAGGUUUGCAGUCUGAUCGUGUUGCUAAGAUGUCUGGCUGUUCUCCAAAUCCUGUCAUAGUACCAUUUCGAGGUGAUUAUCUAGUUUUGAAACCUGAAAAUUCUUCUUUAAUAAAUGGGAAUAUAUAUCCUGUUCCUGAUUCUCGUUUCCCGUUCUUGGGUGUCCACUUCACUCCACGUUUGGAUGGAUCCGUUUUGCUGGGACCGAAUGCUAUCCUUUCAUUAGAUCGGGAAGGUUAUGGACGUUUCGAUUUUAACUUCAAAGACUACUUUGAUCUCGCAUCUAGCCCUGGACUUCGGAAACUCAUUUUCCGUUAUUUACGUUUUGGUGUGAAUGAAAUAAUUGAUGGUUUAUUUAUUCAUCGUCAGGUCAAGCGGCUUAAAAAAUAUGUACCUAGCUUAAAUGUUAAAGAUGUCGUCAGGGGCCCAUCUGGAAUAAGAGCCCAAGCAAUUGAUUCAGAUGGUACGUUAGUGGAUGAUUUUGUAAUUCAUUUUGGUGAUGGUGAGAUUGGUAAAAGAAUCAUGCAUGUACGUAAUGCACCAUCACCAGCCGCGACAGCUUCUCUGGCUAUUGGUUGUGUUCUGGCCGAUAAAGCACAAGAGUACUUUGAUUUAUCUCUUGGUGAAUCAAGAAGUUUUGUUUAGUACUCUUUGCAUGUUCCUUGAUGCAACUCUUUCCUCUUCUGUUUUAAAUUCUUUCACCUAAAAGGACACGACCACUUGUUUCUUGUUCUUUCAUUUUGAUUUUGCGUCUAUCAUCUCAGGGAAAUUGAACAUUACUGAGUUGUUCGUGGUUACUGUAAUAAUAAUUCUCACUCCCCUAAAGUACCUGGUUUGUAUUAUUACAAAUGGCCAAAAAUUACAAUAAUUCACAUUCCGAAGUAAUAAUUUUCAUUUGCCUUAUUAGCUAUUGCUCAAUCGAUCUGAUGGUUCGAAAUUGUAUCGAACUGUGUUAUUUUCUUGUAAAUACUAAACAUAUGAUACUGUAUCGUAAACAGUUAUAGGUACUCUUGUGGUCGUUAACUAAUUAUAAUAUAGAACUAUUUCUAUGAAUC